AUGGCCUCAUCAAGUUUGGACAUGCCUGAUAUUGAGCAGGGGUAUGCCGAUAUCACUAUUGAAGGUGAAGACGAUGGGGAUUUGGGCGUCAAUUUUCUUGUGCCGGAUGAUCAAGCUGGUCACGAUCAUCUAUCUAUUGUUGGCUUUUUCCUUACUGCUCGGCCAGUAGACUUUGAAGCCAUGAGACAUGUCAUGGCAUCUCUAUGUUUUAUCAUGAGAUUGAUUUGGAAAGGGUCGUUGAGGGGAGUUCGUGGACAUUCAAUCAUCAACAGUUUUUUUUUUGGGCGGCUCCAAAGAGGUGAAGAUCCUAAGAAGGUGGUCAUCAAUAGUCUUGAUAUGUGGGUUCAGAUACAUGGGCUCCAAACUGGUUUUAAAUCGGCAUCUGUUGUGGAACGCUUUGGCAAUUUUGUUGGGACAUUUAUCAAAUCAGACCCGAAGAAUUUUCAGCAAGUUUGGCGUGAAUAUAUGCGUGUCCAUGUCCCAAUCGAUAUUACGGUGCCGCUAAAACGAAGGAAGAUACUCCAGCGAAGCAUGGAUGAUCCGAGUUUCUGGGCAGAGUUUAAGUAUGAGUAUGUCCCUACUUUUUGCUUUAUUUGUGGUGUUAUCGGUCAUUCCGAAAAGUUUUGUUCCAAGCUUUUUGAAGUGCCGAUUGAAAAUAUUGUAAAACCGUAUGGGGUUUGGAUGAGAGCUCAACCUUGGAGGAGGAAUAAUUUAAUUGGAUCGCAAUGGUUGCGGGAUGGUAAUGAGUCGGACAUGGAGUUUGUUGGCCGGAGUACCAGUACAAGUGCGGCUGUGGGUGGUCUGUCUUCCUCCAGGCCGAUUUCUAUGGAGGCUGGUGGAGGGGAUAGGGAGAUGUCGUGUGCGGCAAGGAAGGAGGAUGGGUGUGAUAGUUUGAUUGUCUUGGACACUAAAAGACGUCGUAUGGUGGAAUCUCAAUUGGGCCAAAACCAGGUGGAAGGCUCUAAUGUGGGCCGAAUGAAUGUGGAGGGGUCCAUUGUGGGCCGAAUUAAUGAGGAAGGGGUUGAUGUGGGCCAAAAACCAGGCCCACCGAUCAUUAUGAGUAUCAUCAGUUGGAAUUGUCGUGGGCUUGGGAACCCGAGGGUUUAUCAAUUCCUUGUGGAUCUAGUGGUCCAAAAGAAACCCAAUUUUCUUUUUCUUUGUGAAACUUUUUCUGGUAAAGAGAAACUUGAAAGACUUCGUGUUAAGUUGGGCUUUGAUGGUUUGUUUUCGAUUUAUGCUAGAGGGCAUAGUGGAGGUUUGGCUAUGCUUUGGCGCAAUGAUUCUGAAGCUCGGCUACUUGGCUAUUCUUUUAAUCAUAUUGAUAUGGAGAUAUCUGAAGAUGCUUCUUCUCCUUGGAGAUUGGCUGGGGUUUAUGGGGAUCCCAAUAGGAGUUUGCGGUAUAAGACUUGGGACUUGUUGCGAACUCUGAGGUUGGAGUCUAAUCUUCCGUGGUGUGUCAUUGGCGAUUUAAAUAAUGUUACUAGUCAUCUUGAUAAGAGGAGCGGUCAUGAUAAUCCUCAAUGGCUUCUGGAUGGAUUUAAUGAUGUUCUUGCUGAGUGUGAUCUCAUUAAUCUUGACUUGUUAGGGUAUCUGUUUACUUGGGAGCGCGGAAGAGGAACUGAUGCUUGGAUAGAAGUCUGCCUGGAUCGUGCUCUGGUGUCUUCUCAAUGGUUUCAAUGGUUUAAUCUUGCCAAGCUCACUAAUCUUGAAAUCACAGCUUCGAAUCACUGCGUGUUAUUGCUUGAGCCUAUCAUUAGUAACUUUGUAGUUCCAUUUCGGCAAUUCCUCUUUGAGAAUGUGUGGCUGCGUGAGCCCAUGUGUUUACAGUUAUGUCUGACUGUUGGGAGCAUUGUAGUGUGUAAAAGGGAGAUUCGAAGAUGGAAGAAAGGGAGAGAUGCUACUUCUAUUCAACAUUUUCGUGAUGCUGAACUGAAACUGUGUGAUAGCAAUAGUAAGUUCUUCCACGCUAAAGCUACAGAUAGGAAAAAGCACAAUACGAUUUCUCGUCUUCAGGAUGAUUCGGGUAGGUGGGUGUCGUGGGAUGAUAGGGUUCCUGUUGUUAUGUUGGACUAUUUCAAGAAUCUUUUUACAACUUCUGCAUCAGAGUUUUCCUCGGUCGUUGAUGUUACUCCUAGUGCUAUUACUUUGGAUCAUAAUCAACAGCUUCUUGAUCGGGUCACUGAGGAGGAAGUAAGGCGUGCUCUGUUCCAUAUGCAUCCGGGUAAAUCUCCGGGACCUGAUGGUAUGACGCAUGGUUUUUUUCAAAAAUAUUGGAAUGUGGUGAAGGAUGAUGUGGUUCAGCAGGUUAGAGCUUUUUUUGAUACUGCUGUUUUACUUGAUGCGCUUAAUGAUACAAAUAUUGUGCUUAUAUCGAAGAAAAAACAACCUAUUUCCAUGAGUGAUUUGUGGCCUAUAUCUUUGUGUAAUGUCCUUUAUAAAAUUAUUUCGAAGGUGGUUGUGAAUCAUCUUAAAGUUGUUUUGCCACAUGUUAUCUCUCCAACUCAAUCUGCUUUUAUUCCUGGGUGUUUAAUCUUAGAUAACAUUAUGAUAGCGUUUGAGGUAAUGCAUUAUCUGAAGAGAAAGCGUAAGGGCAAGGAGGGAUAUAUGGCUUUGAAAUUGGAUCUUAGCAAAGCCUAUGAGAGAGUUGAAUGGGGUUUUCUUAGAGCAAUGGUGACAAAAAUGGGUUUCGCCACUCGUUUUGUGGAUCUUGUUUUGGCUACGGUCGGUUCAGUGAGGUACAAAAUUGUUCAUGGUGGGCAUGUGUCAGCUUCUUUUGUGCCAGGUAGGGGUAUUCGUCAAGGGGAUCCUCUGUCUCCUUAUCUUUUUCUCAUUUGUGCCGAGGGGUUCACUUCUCUCAUUAAGAAGUUUGAAGUUGAGGGUCUUUUAAAGGGUUGUAAGAUUGCGAAUGGGGCACCGUUAAUUUCACAUAUGCUAUUUGCUGAUGAUAGCUAUGUCUAUUGUCGUGCCAAUGAAUGA
Messenger RNA from Cannabis sativa, 2976 nucleotides. RefSeq lists its product as uncharacterized. The record is from RefSeq and is a predicted model, not a curated record. Gene Ontology annotation, molecular function: catalytic activity. The transcript has 6 exons. The coding region runs from base 1 to 2976 and encodes 991 amino acids. NCBI's taxonomy places the organism in Eukaryota, Viridiplantae, Streptophyta, Magnoliopsida, Rosales, Cannabaceae.